This is a messenger RNA of Sander lucioperca (pikeperch), 461 nucleotides long. RefSeq names its product 60S ribosomal protein L27-like. Lineage: Eukaryota; Metazoa; Chordata; Actinopteri; Perciformes; Percidae. The coding region runs from base 181 to 423 and encodes 80 amino acids. Gene Ontology annotation, cellular component: ribosome; cytosolic large ribosomal subunit. Gene Ontology annotation, biological process: translation. Gene Ontology annotation, molecular function: structural constituent of ribosome. The transcript is spliced from 3 exons. The record is from RefSeq and is a predicted model, not a curated record.
GCCAAAUUCAGAUGUUAGUAUGUGAAAUAAGCAGCACCACUGUAUGUUUAGUGUCUGCCUGACAUCAAUCGUUUAAUAUUUGUCUCUUUGCAGAACAUUGAUGAUGGCACAACCGACCGUCCUUACAGCCAUGCUCUGGUCGCAGGCAUCGACCGCUAUCCCCGUAAGGUGACCACAACCAUGGGCAAAAAGAAGAUCGCCAAGAGGUCCAAGAUCAAGGCCUUCGUCAAGGUGUUCAACUACAACCACCUCAUGCCCACCAGAUACUCUGUGGAUAUUCCUCUGGACAAAACUGUUGUGAACAAGGACGUCUUCAGGGAUCCUGCUCUCAAGCGCAAAGCCAGGCGGGAGGCCAAGGUCAAGUUUGAGGAGAGGUACAAGACGGGCAAGAACAAGUGGUUUUUCCAGAAGCUCAGAUUCUAACUUCACUUUGGUUUCACAAAUAAAUGUUUAAAAAUGGA